AUGGCUGUCACGCCGAUAAUUCCGGUGUUGCUCCUGACACUGGCUACGAGAUGUAGGUCCGAUCAUACAAAUGGAUUCAACGCCAACAACAACAACAGUCCAUCACAAUAUGGACAUAUUCUGAAACCACCACCGCCGCCACAGCUAGCGUCUAUAGUUCCUGUGCCGUUUCAUUUAGGACCAGAGAGACAUCAACGACACAACCCAAAUGUCGGUUAUCACUAUCAAGCUCCCUCACCCCCACCGCCUCCUAGUGAAUAUAAAUUCCCAGCACCAUUUUAUAAACAAUAUAAUUUUAACUUUGUGCCACAUCCACAACCAUUCUCAACAACACCUUCACCAUCUAUGUUUCAAAAAAUGUCCGAGUGGCUUUUUCCAUCCCAAGAAACAAAUUAUGCACAAUCAACUAUAUUUAAAAAUAAUAAUAUUGUAGCUCCUAUUAAAAAAGAUUGCAAUCCUUGCAAUUUAGUGCCAUGGUUACCAGUAAUUAGAUACAAUGUAGGAGCUAAAAAUGUUUAUCAAAAUCCGUUAUCAACUUAUGGACCACCGAAUCCUACUGCUUAUGCUGAUGCAUUAAAGGUAGUGCAAAAAUACCCCACGCCAUUCAAUCAGCAAAAUUUAGGUACAAAGCCACCGCAAUUAACGCCGGGAAUCCCACAUGCAAACUACGGCCCACAAGCCCAGAAGUUUAAUAAUGCCUUUGCUGAAACUGUCAGCUCUACAUAUGGCCCACCAAGCGUCACGCAUACUAUAGACACUUUAUCACCCCAUCCUCCGACUUCCACAUUUUCGCAACCAAGUACAUCAUAUGGAAACCCAAAUACACCGUUGGUCUCAUCCAAUAACGCAUUCAACUCCCACUUUUUAUCAACCCAUUCGCAAGAACUAUCAAACAAUGUGUAUAACAUACCGAGUUCUACGUAUAGAUCACCGUCUUCGUCAUAUGCAACACCGGCAUCAGUAUAUGGUAUACCAUAUCCUAACCCUCCCGUUACCCAACCCCUUACAUAUCUACCUGUUACUCCUCAAUAUGAUCCUGGAAUGCUUAAUAAAGAACUACCGCAACAGGCUGAUGUGGAAUUACUUGAAAAUGUUGCACCAAUAGCAGAGCUGCAAGUUCCAAAAUAUAACAAACCGACCACGUUUAAGAAUUCUUAUGGGGAACCCAUUACUAAUACUCAUUUAUUUGAUAUAUCUUAUCCUAUAUCAGCAACUGCAGCAGAGUCAUCUAAAAUAAAAACUAAAGUGUUACCGGAAGAAAGUAAAAACUCAACAACAACAAACAUUUCAUUUGCUUUGGCAAAUCCAGCGCCAUUCACUUUGAAUAAAGGCAGAAAUAUUCAUACAUUACAACCUGUUGCUCUUCCAAAUCUUAGCGUAUCACCUUUACCACCAAUUUUCAAUGCACGACCUUUUCGACCAGAACGUCCACAGUUCCCUAAAAGUAUACUUCAUGGAAUCAAUCAUAUGCAACAGUCAGUUACUAAUGUACACAUACAACAGAGUAUUCCACUAACUGAAUAUACACAUUCUGUAGAUUAUCCAGCAACCUUCAUUCAGUCGCCUAUAAUUGAAAUAGAUGCACCUACUAUUUCAAACCAGACUAAAGGUUACAGAAAUAUCCCUAAUAGUUAUGUCGUAGACGAGAUUAGAGACAUUUCUUCUCAAGCUUCUGAAAGUGUUUCAACUAAAUCAAUUUCAGAUGCAAGUUUUGAAAGUACAGGUGUUGACUUUGGCAAUGACCUGUAUGAUUCUGGUAUACCUGUGGACCUUAAACAACCAUCAGGUGUUCCGUCAAAUCACAGACCAGAGUUUGCAGAUUUGAGAGGAAUGAACGAUGAAGACCUUGAUAAGUACCGUACAGAAAAUAAUUUACAAAAUAUUGAUUCCCCUCUUUUGUAUCUUAAACCAAGUGCUCCUCAUAAAAAUCAUGGAAACUUUAUACUUGCUGUAUCAUCACCAAUUCCUGAAAACGAGUAUGAAAUAUAUGAUGACAGCCCAACAACUGCUGCACCUCUUACACCUACAUUGACAAGCAAUUGGGAUGACAGUAGAGAUGACUACCGAGAAGAAAUAAGUCCCUCGUUUCAAGAAAAGAAAUACAAACCUAAAAUUGUACAAAUAAUUGUGCCUUAUACAACUAGAAAUGAAGAACCAGAAAGUAAUGACGAUUUUGUGGAAAUGGCACGAGAUUGGCCUUCAACACCAAAAGACGAAUAUCAAGCCAGAAAAGUACCAUCAAAUACAGAUCAUACACAUAUUUACACAGCGACAGAAAUAUACGCUACCGAGCCUACGACGACCACUGAAGAAUCAUUACAAAUACCACAGACAGAUUAUCCAGAUUUAGAUCAAUAUCAUCCUACUGGAAUUUUAAAAGACCUGUAUGACGUUAAAGAACCCCCGUUUGACAUUAUCAAGCUACAACAUACUAUCGAUGAUUGGACACAACAAGAGUAUUCUAAGCAGUAUAAAUCGCCACAGAAGACAAGAACUAGUGAAAUUUAUGCCAAAAAAAUUCCUGACAACUACUUUACUACACCAGUGCCAGCGAAUCAUGUGACAACAACUAUCAAUUAUAAUAACGAAUUUUAUGACCACGAAGGUUCAAGCAGUAUCCAAAAUACGGUGACCGAUGAUAUUAAUAACAAAACGAAAGCAAAACCUCGGAAAGAAUACAAUGUCAUAGAACGACCUAAAAAUUCAUAUAUUACUAGUAAAAAAGAUCAAUCCGAUGAAGCAAUACAAAGGUUUCAUAUUUAUACGGCAGCAUCGUCAUUCCGUACUACAAGUACCACAACCACUCCAGCGCCGUGGGGUAAAAUACAAACAUCUAUAUCGCCUUUAACGAAUGAAAAAGUUUACGUAGUUACGUCAAAGCCUUGGAAAGAAACACGUAAUAUUUCCAAGGAAUGGUACGAUAUUGAACCAUUUCAAUCAAUGAAGAUCAAUUCUAAUAGUGAUAUAUCUACAUCAAGCAAAUUUCCGUUUAAGUCUCCAAGGUUUUUGGAUCGACCCUCAUUUGAUUUCAAUUCAGGAGGAAAGAUUGAAUCUGAUUCAUCAUAUGGGUUUUCUAAAAGCUGGUUUCAAAGCAUAAAUGAAUUGGAGACUCAGAAAGAGAACGAUAGUGCGUCCAUGGCAGAAGCUAGACGACAAAAAGAUACCAGUGAAAUGGACGAGGUUUAA
Arctia plantaginis is the source of this 3186-nucleotide messenger RNA. Lineage: Eukaryota; Metazoa; Arthropoda; Insecta; Lepidoptera; Erebidae. The record is from the annotation of a GenBank genome assembly.